CAGUCAAGCGGCACUGAACUCACGCACGUCUUUUUAUUUAUUCUAAAUUGUUAUUGGUCGUCGGGUUGUGUGUUUAACCAAUUAACAGACACUUUGUUAGCAGUCGUAGAAACAGAGACCGGUUCGCGGGAAAGUAGAUUUUUUUUUUUAUUGGAGAAAGCUAGAUUUUUAGAAGGGAAAUUUAAAAAUGAAGGAGUAUUUAUAAAUGUCAGUUUCAUCGCAUACAAUUAUUGUUAAUUUGCUGUGCUGUGCCAUACGCACAAUGAUGUUGUAAUUCUACUCCGAGCUGUUGAGAUCGGCUUUGUUUAUAAUUCUAGACGUAAUUAAUUAUCAUACAAUAUUGUUUUCUUUAAAACAUAUCAGUCUUCACAGUUGUAUUAUUUUAGGCCAGGGUGCAAAGCUUACGUGUAUCAGUAAUAUACUCGGCAUUACAUGUAAACAGUACAAAUAGGGGAGAAAGCAUGAGUUUCAAGUAUAACCUGGACCGGUUUCGCUUUGCGAAAAACAUGAAGAGAAAUGAAUCUCCUGUUUCAGAGGAUUUCAGAUCCGAAAGCCCAGACUCGGAGAAGGAAAAUAAAACAGUUACUGUUGUCCCAGAGACUCCGGAACCAAAACAGCCACCACACUUCAAGCGCAUAAAGGUCAUUCAAAUUUCGGACUCUGACUCUGAAUCAGAAGAUAUACAGAAGAGAAAUUUUACAUGGAAGGAGACUACAUACAAUAAAAAUUCUGAAGAUGAUUCCGAUGAGGAACAAUCCACGGAUGAACAGUUCCAAAAACUAAAGGAGAUGUUCCCGCAUAAAGAUGACAGUAAACUGUUAGAGGCAUUAAGAUCCACAAGUACUCUGGAUGGAGCUGUGGCCUUCUGUCUGGUACUGUUUGGGAAGGAAGAGAAUGUUCGGAAAAGGAAGAAAGAUGAUUCUACAAAAAGCAGCGCUCAGGAUAGUGAUAUAAUUCAAGCAAACAAGAAGAAAAAAGAUGCUUCAGUGAGUGAUACUGAAGAGUCAAGUGAUGCAGGUGCAGUGGAGGAGUGGGAGAACCGGGAGGCUGUCCUGAAGAAACUAAAUAACAGGUUUCCUAAUUUAGAUAAAGAGGAGCUGAGGGAGGUACUUGAAGAGCACAACUGGUCUUUUGAUGUUGCACUUGAAGUAUUGCUGCUAUUCUCCAACACAGAUGACAUUUCACCAGAAGGUAAAAUGAAAAUAGACGAGGCCAGCAGGAGUCGCGGUCCAGCUAAUGCUAAAACUGGAACACAAGGACUGAAUGGCUACAGCAGGCCGAAGGGGGAAAACAGGAGCAAACACACCAGAUGUCAGGACAGCGAUUCCGAAGCAGAGGAAUCGAUAGAUUCUGAUUAUGGAAAGAACAGUGAUGAGGACACACAUAGUUCUGACGAAGAGCCUGAAGAAGAGUUGAAGAUUAAAAUACGGAGCUUCCUGCAAGAUGCUUCACUGGAUGAGCUUGCCUUGAUAUCAGGCUGCUCUUUAAAAAAAGCUCAAAAGAUUGUUGAGCUCCGACCCUUUAAAAGAUGGGAGGAUCUGUUUAAAAAGUUUACCAAGACUAAUGGUCUGUCAGAGGACUUAAUAUGGGGUAGUAAAGAUGUUCUUGGAGAGAGAGUUGUGAUCUUGAAACUUAUGACAAGAUGUGAAAACAUUUCGAAAAAGAUGACUAAAGCAGUCACCAAGGUAACCUCUGGGGACAAAAGCCUUGGCACAAUCAGUCAGCCUUCUAUUCUAAGCGAAAGGUUGCAGCUGAAACCUUAUCAGCUGAUUGGGCUAAACUGGUUGACGUUACUUCAUAAAAACAAGUUGAGUGGUAUAUUAGCUGAUGAAAUGGGAUUGGGGAAGACUGUACAAGCAAUAUCAUUCCUGGCAAACCUUUACCAGGACGGAGAUGAAGGACCACAUCUCAUUACUGUACCUGCUUCUACAUUAGAUAAUUGGGUCAGAGAGCUGAAACAGUGGUGUCCUACUCUCAAAGUUCUUGUCUAUUGCGGGUCUGUCCAGGACCGCAAGUAUCUCCGCUACAACAUACUGAACAAAACAGUGGAUUUUAAUAUCAUUGUAUCUACGUACUCUCUGACAAUCAGCAAUGCAGAUGACCGCAGUUUAUUCAGACGUCUGAAACUUCACUAUGCUAUCUUUGAUGAGGGACACAUGCUGAAGAAUAUGAGUUCACUGCGCUACAAGCAACUCAUGACUAUAAAUGCUGACUACCGAUUGCUGCUAACCGGGACCCCACUGCAAAACAAUUUGCUUGAACUCAUGUCUCUUCUUAACUUUAUCAUGCCAAACAUGUUUUCCAGUAGCACUAGUGAGAUCUCAAAGAUGUUUUCAACAAAAUCAUCUGAUGAGCAAAGCACAUUUGAACAGGAGAGGAUUGCACAUGCCAAGCAGAUCAUGAAGCCAUUUAUUCUAAGGAGAGUGAAAAGUGAGGUCCUAAAACAACUUCUACCCAAGGAAGAGCAAAUAGAAUAUUGUCCAAUGUCUGAGAAGCAAGAACAAUUCUACGCUUCUAUUUUUGAGCAGCUAAAGAAGUCUGUUAAUGGAGAAAAGAAAAAGAUGUGUAAUGUGAUGAUGCAACUUCGAAAGAUGGCCAAUCACCCCUUGCUGCAUCGUCGAUACUACACAGAAGGGAAACUAAGACUGAUGUCAAAACUUAUGUUACAGGAACCCACCCACUAUGAUGCAAAUGCAGAGCUAAUCUUUGAGGACAUGGAGGUGUUGUCAGACUUUGAAUUGCAUGGCCUAUGUAAGCAGUAUGCCAGUAUCGGCCGGUUCCAGUUGGAUAAAGAGGUGCUCCUUGAUUCUGGGAAAUUUCAAGUGCUUAAAGAUUUACUUGUCAAACUCCACGCUAAUGGAGACCGUGUUGUGCUAUUCAGCCAGUUCACCAUGAUGUUGGAUAUUGUGGAGAUUCUGCUCAAGCAUUUAAAUCACAGAUAUGUGAGACUAGAUGGCUCAACUCCUAUGGCUGACCGGAUCCAUCUGAUAGAUGACUACAACACAGAUUUGGAUAUCUUUGUUUUCCUCUUAUCCACAAAAGCUGGAGGGCUUGGUAUAAACCUGACAUCAGCAAACAUUGUGAUUCUCCAUGACAUUGACUGCAACCCAUACAAUGACAAACAGGCUGAAGAUCGAUGUCAUAGAGUCGGGCAAACAAAGUCUGUGAAAGUAGUGAAAUUGAUCAGCAAAGGCACUAUUGAGGACUGCAUGCUGAAAAUCAACCAUAAAAAAUUAAAGCUUGAAAAGGAUAUGACUGCAGCAGAUGCAGGGAAAGAAGGCUCCAUUCCUGAAGACUUGGCCACUUUGAUAAAAGCCACCUUGGGACUCUGAAAGACAAGCCUAUUUAAUGCAUCUGACAACAGACUAAGCCUGUAAAACAAGAAAAAAAAGUGAUUUUAACAAAAUAAUUAACUUGCCCCAUUGCCAGAUAGUCCUUUUUGAUUUUGAAUUUAAAAAUGUAAUCCACAAAUAUGGGCUAGAUGGACAAAGUACAGUAAUGUGUCUUGAUAAGUAUUUUUUCCCCUUUUUGCCAUUUAUCUUAUUUAAACAAAAUUAUUAUUAUUUUCCAGUGAGUCUUUACAGUCAUCUGUUUGUUUUUCAGUGCAACAAGAGAGGUACCUUGAUUAAGCAGCAUACAUGUCCAGUCUAUCUGGUGGCAAAUGUAUUUUUACUUUACUAGAUAACAGGUUAAAGAAUAUAAUUUGGUUGUUCCUACUUUAGAAUUUGUGUUUGUUCUUUUGUUGCUUGUAUGUGUUUUAUUUUGUUCAGUUGUAUUUGCUACUUAGCCAUUUCCUAUUUGGUGUUGUAACAUGUUUACAAAUUUAAAUAAAUGUUUGCAUUUCA
Messenger RNA from Acipenser ruthenus (sterlet), 3845 nucleotides. RefSeq names its product SWI/SNF-related matrix-associated actin-dependent regulator of chromatin subfamily A containing DEAD/H box 1-like. Gene Ontology annotation, cellular component: nucleus. The transcript has 23 exons. Lineage: Eukaryota; Metazoa; Chordata; Actinopteri; Acipenseriformes; Acipenseridae. The record is from RefSeq and is a predicted model, not a curated record. The coding region runs from base 462 to 3332 and encodes 956 amino acids. Gene Ontology annotation, molecular function: ATP-dependent chromatin remodeler activity; ATP binding; ubiquitin binding.